Messenger RNA from Phytophthora nicotianae INRA-310, 8566 nucleotides. RefSeq lists its product as hypothetical. Gene Ontology annotation, molecular function: protein binding. The coding region runs from base 243 to 8507 and encodes 2754 amino acids. NCBI's taxonomy places the organism in Eukaryota, Oomycota, Peronosporomycetes, Peronosporales, Peronosporaceae. The record is from RefSeq and is a predicted model, not a curated record. The transcript is spliced from 2 exons.
AAAGACAGUACCACAUCUUGAAGUAGCACUAAAAAACGUCCAGGGUAUCGACACGACAGCGACCUUCGGCUCGCAGACGACUUUGGCGUCCUCCUUCCCCUUCCCUGCUCAUUUUCGGCGUACAGCAACGCUCUCUACAACAUCUCCAUCAUCCCCUCUAUCCGUCCUCGCAGUUGCGAGCGCCGUAGCGUUUGGAUCCGUCGAGAAAAUCGCGAUCCAGUGCACGUAAUCCACCUCCCAAUAUGGAACAUAUUGAACAACGAGGCUCCCACGCCAAUAGGAGUGACUCUGACGACGACAAUGAAGAACAAAAUCCCACGCCUGAACAGCAGCCAAGUAUCACCUCGGAAGCCCCAAAACCGAGCGAGUUAUCGCCCUCAAAAGCUGCCCACGAGCUAGUGCGAAAGUCCAUUUUGGCCUGCUUCGGAGACUGCCCUUCAACUGACAGAGAGCAAUUAAUUCGAGACAUUCAGAAGCUCUCAAGGACCUUCGCCAAGCGGUUAUUGCUCCCUCCUGACGAGAAUGCAGAGCAAGAAGACAGUCAAUCCCAGUAUGUCCUUCCACAUGACCGGGUGGUGCCUCCUUCGGCCUAUUUCUCCUUCCGUGAUAACGGUCGAAUGCAUCUCCCUAUUGUAGAUUGGAGCGCCUUCCGCGGCUAUUCCGUCGCAGUGUGGAUCAACGUGGAUUUUUGUCUAGCCCAAGCCAAGAGGGAGGGCGCUGCAGAGGAUUUGUACGCCAAAUUUAAUCUUUUUAGAUUCACGAACGGGUCAAAUACAUUGGAAGUGGAGGCGUCCUUGGAGUAUACAGAGGGUUCAACUGGAAAUGGACACGGAGUGCUGCUAAACGUCAGUUGUUGCGCUCCUGGAGCCGCAGAUGCAAAGAAAUCGGCGUCAGUUGCGGCAGCUUCUUCGAACGCGCCGGAAUGGAGGAGAAUCCAACAGGAAAUUGACUUAAUACCUGGGAAAUGGCAUCUGCUGGUCAUCUCGCACUCGCUGCAUUACGUGAAGAAGAGCAAAGUGGCGUGUCACGUGGAUACGAAGCUGCAGUUUAAAGAGGAAUUAGUCUACCCUUCUGGACUGGUCACAGCGUCCAAGUGCACUAUUGGAGGUGGUCGUAAUGCGAAGGUGAAGAUUGCAAGUGUAGCCAUGUACCAAGAGGAGCUUUCACAAGGCACGAUCGAGCUUAUGUACGCUAUAGGGCCCAUGGUUUCGUCGUUUAAUCGUUGGGCUGCAGCGCUGCCCGCUCGGUCAAGUCGCAUGGUCGCUGGCACUCACGAACGCGCGCAUGGUCCAUCACCACUGACUGUCCCGGAGAACGAGUCUUUCGCAGCGUUCUGUAAGCUACAAGUGGUGUUCUAUUUCAACGCACAGAACACCGUGAACGAAGACUAUGCCGAUUUAGGAGUGGAGUGGCUGUGUGAAGGUACAACACCUACUACUAACGGCAAGUGGGUGGCUUUGGAAAGCACUGUGAGCGCCUCAGCGGAGAUCCAGCAACGCAACGCCAGACUGGGCAAAAGUACGCAAAAAAUGAUCUACCCGGAGUAUCACGCAGCCUGGUAUCGGUCAGUUGGUGUGUCAUCAUUGCCAAUUGUUCUGGACUACUUAUUGACAGCGUACGAGAAGAUCACGAGGAAGCAAGACGCCGCAAAGUAUGCAGGAAACGAGGACUUCGAGGAGCGCCCGCUGUCCGCGGUUAUGGAGAGUGUGGUGGUCGAUUUGUUGUGGAUUUUGAAAGGUAUGCUGCUCAGUAAUGUGGCCAACCAACAGGAAGUUCUUCGGAACUAUGUGUUCCACAUGCUGUCCCACGUCAUGGUGCAGCAUAGAGACUGUCUUUCAGUGAUAUGGACGCCCGGAAGUCUCAUGGUUUGUGUGGAAAUGGUCAAGAGUUUAUUCGAUAUGAUGACGUCGCCCAAGAAGAGCUUGGAUGUGGGAGAGAACCACCCUUUCCACGUCUCCAUUUGGACGACGAACCCUCUUUUCGCCUCUGGAGUGCGCGCUAUCUUGAUGAAUUAUCGACUGUGGACGCAAGCGGACUAUAAGACGCAAUCCAUUUACAAUCAUCAGAUGUACGGACUUGCCUGCGAGUAUCCAAGAGCGUUCAACAACAUGCAAGCAGUUCCUAAGAUGCUGGAGAUUCUUGGACAAUUUUAUUCAGUUCCUCACUCUUCACACACUUCUGGUGAUACUGAGACGAGUCAGAACUCACAGCAGAUUACUGAACCUGAUGACAAAGACCAUCACUGGAAGCAGCAGAGUAUCCAGAGCUUAGUCGAGGUGAUUGAGGUGUGUCUAACUAACCAGAGUACGCAAGUGCAUGAAGUUCUGGAGCAGGAGGUCAUGGAGACUACGUUUGCCCGUGCUAGUAAUCCUGCGGGCACUGGUGGCUCUUCUGCUAGUGGAUCUGUACCGUCAACGUCGCCGAAUACUCCGUCGUCAUCUGCAUCGCCAAUAAUGGUCGCUCCUGGACGUAAGGGCGGUGUGUUCAGUAUCAACCUUGAGAGCAUUGUAUGGAGCGAUCAGACGGCUACUGGGACAGCUUCAAGCAGUAAUCCCGACGGCAAUACGCCAGAAGAAAAGACCCCGACAGCCAGGAAGAGUGUGCUACACUCUGUUCAAGUCCGAUUCUCUCUUGUCCGCGAUAUUCGCGCUGUGAUUCGCUUCUUGAUGACCAGUAAAGAUGCGGCCGUGUGCACUUCGUUGCUGUUAUUGCUACGUCGACUCGCAGUGUCGUUCUUGGACAUGCGCUUCGCCCUGGUUAGCUCGAGUAUCAUGGACUGUUUGCUGUACUUGAUGCAUGAUCGUCGGAGCGAUGCAGAGGACAACGAGAGCAGCAAGGACUCGCACGUUUCGAUCCAUGUUCGGAUGGCUUGCGUUCCGUUAUUUAUCUACCUGUUGGACUGGCUGGAGUCUAUCGAAGGACGCACAGUGUGGUGCGGUUUGGAAGAACACUUACGGCUGGUUUUAAACGGACAGGGCAGCUUUUCGGUGGGCUUUUUGGAGCUUAUGAUGGAGUUUUACUUCGAUCCCGCGUGGCUAUUAGGCGUUCAACACAGUAUCAUCAUGAAUGACCCGUCGAAAAAGGACUCGUUACUGUUUCCUAUUGCACCAGCAGCAUCAAACAAGUCGAUCGAAGCGCACGAGAACGGGAUUGAGAAUGGGAUCGCUGUUACGUCGACUAUCACUGCUACUGGAGAGUUAAGUACAGGAAUCGGAGGGUUGAUUGAGUGGAUUAAGAUGGCAAACCAGUUCGUGGGCAAGCGUCUGCAAUUAACCUGGGAAAAGCGCUCGUCUGUCAUCCGUCUCACUGCUCUCCGAAGUCUGUCGAACGUUGGUGCGGACGUUCACGGCGAUAGGAGUCAGGCGCUUGUAGCAGAUAUGUUUGAUGAAGGCGUCAGCGGUAUCCUGAGUCUGCCUCUGAAGGGGAUUCUGCCGUUCUUGCCAAUUUUACUGGGGAAAAGCACGCCACAUUUUAGAGAAAAGGUGCUCAUGGAUAUCAACGUGAAGCUGAAGACAGACGAAGAUCUACAGCAACAGCUACUAUUGAUGAAGAAGAGCUGGGCAGAUGCGCUGUUAGAGUUGUCGCUGACUUGCUCCGUUGGUGUGGAGCUCGUAGACUCGAAUGGAAGCGAAGAAAGCAGCGAUGAGAACUGUGGUCGAGCGUACAGUGUUGAUGCUAACAAGACCGGAGAGGAUCUCGUUCUAGACACAAUUGUGUCAUUAUUGUGCAUGGCGAUGAGUAAUCCUCACGGCUGGCGAUCUUUCACGCAUUUACUCUUGGCUUUGAAGGGCAUUCAGGUGAAAUAUGGCUCGGAUUCUGACGCUCCCAACUCGUCUGCGCUGUCUUCGUUACCUCCACUGGCUCAAGUAGUGCCGCAUGUUGACCGCUCCGAAUUAUUCCGUGAGCCGCUGAACUGGACGUGUCGUGUGGUCGGGAUCGUGCUACAACGCAUGGCCAGAAGCAGGACGAUUCUAUCAAGGACAUUGGCUGAGAAUGUGCAGCGUUUGCUGUUCCUGGUUCACGAAUCGCUUUUGAACUUACCACUGAAGCCGCUGGAGUUAUCGACCGACAAAUACUCGUGGUCUGAUGCGCAGCUCUUCCUGUUUAACGCCGUGUUAGAUGUCUGCGCUCGAUUGGUUGAAAGUACGCACAAACUGCAUCGUGUCGGUCUCUUUCCCGGUCUCCAGAUACUGCAGUUCGCUCUGCCGUAUAUCUCUGCUAAGAGUAUGAUGGAACGAGUAGUGGAAGUCUUGGUGCAGAGCUUCCAGCAGGAAUUGACUGCUGGCUCAGCGUUGCGCGUGUACGAGUCAGUGCCCACACGUGAUGUGUUCCUCCGUGCGUUGGUUGAUCUCCGUCGUGCGAUGGUCGUACACAAGAAGGAAGAAUUGUUGGUAUUGUUGCGAAGACUGACGCUCCGGAUAUGCACGUCCGGAUCCUUUGACGAAGAAUUGGGAGUCGCUGGGUUGUCGGUGCAUGAACUGAGCGAAUUAACGGAGCAACAAGCAGUGGAAGUGGUGCUGGAUGCGCUGGCGUUGGCGAUAAAUGACACGGAGUUGCAUGAGCGAGAGGAGGUGGAGGAUAUGGUGCCGUACUUUCCGAUUGCUAAGGAGCUACAGAAGCCACAAGACUCUACGAAUGCAGACGAAGCUGGCAAGAAAUACUCGAAUGUGGACUACGCUGACGACAGUGAACGUGUGCUGUGGGCAGCACUUGAAGUCGAGGAGAACCGGAUGCUUGCAACGUUGCGGGAUGUUACAAGUCGAGAGAAACAACGGGCGGAGACGGCGCUCUCUGUCCAGCGCGAGAGGAAGCAGAAGUGGACGGAGAAGUUGUGGCUGAAGCACGAGUUCACCUUCCGUUCUCAGAAUCAGUAUGAAGCUUUGAGGCACACAGCGCCAGAGACACUGGAAGCUCUAAAGAAGACGCAUAUGUGGCGACUUGGACUGUACGAGACGCCGUUCCCGUCUCGAAUACGACGUACUGUUGAUAUAGACUUAGAGUUGAGCUAUGAGAAGAUGUUGGCGCUGGAAGCAGAUGGUGUUGAGGGCCAAUGUGAAGCGAAAAAACCUGCGUUGAAUAAGCGCAGACACUCGACAACGCUGGCUAUUCCCUUGGAGAUCCUUCAGAGCUUUGAAAAGGAUACAGAAGAUGACGAGGGCUCGUCUAACGAUGAGAACCUUCUUGAACGCGUUGGUCGAGUGGUAGCGCAACAGCGUGGCGGCGAGAUUCGAGACAUCACGUCGGAUGAGGCACUCCCAGCGUCUGAGUUAGCAGAUACGUACGUGCCAAGUACAGAUGAUAAGAGCGAGGAGGUAGAAGUACGCUCUGCUGAUGAUGAGUCUUUAGACGAGUACAAGAGCGACGUUACUGCCAGUCCGAAAGAUGGCAAGACGAGUUCGUCGACUACUUCAGCGUCAAAGGGGGCAGCGUUGUUGGGACAAGGUGACAAGGGACUGGAUCCUGGCGCCGGUAUCGCCGUUGCACCGGACGAUCAAGUGUACGCCAGUGUCACGUGUCGACGUGUAGUGCCUGAGGGGAUCGUCCUUGGGCGUUUGUCCCUUUGUAGCAAGCAUGUGGUGUUCGAACCCCAACAAGAACUACCAGAGAACGCACAGAGCGUAGGAGCCAUCUCACCUGGCACAACCGACUUUGAUGAACGCUCUCUUCCGAGUACCAGUGUGGAUGAAACAGCACCGGGACUACAUCGCUGCUGGAGAUGGAAAUACACCCAUCUAGUGGGCGUUUAUCUCCGUCGCUAUCGCCUCCGCGACUCGGCAAUCGAGAUCUUCUUGCGCAAUGGUAGCAACCAUUUCCUCGACUUCCCUCUGACGACCAAGCAACGACGCAAUGAGUUCGUACGCGUGCUGUAUUCCUUCCUACCUCGAAGUACUCCCAAGCAAUGGCCCGGACGCGUGAUCCCGCACUUGGCAGCGACUACAAAAGCCUGGCAGAACCGACAGAUCAGCAACUUCGACUACCUCAUGGCGCUCAACACGUUCGCAGGACGCAGUUUCAAUGACUUGACGCAGUAUCCAGUAUUUCCGUGGAUUCUUUCCAACUAUGAAGACUCGACGUUGGAUCUAAGUGAUCCACACAACUUCCGUGACUUGUCCAAGCCUGUGGGAGCGUUGAAUGCUGCUCGUCUCGAAGAGUAUUGGGAACGGUAUCACUCGUUCGAUGACCCAGUGAUCCCCAAAUUCCUGUACGGCUCACACUACUCAACUUGUGCUGGCGUUGUGCUGUUCUUCCUCUUUAGACUGGAACCCUUUGCUAGUCUACACCAGAAGAUGCAAGGUGGCACGUUCGAUCUACCCGAUCGGUUGUUCUUCUCUAUUCAAGAGACUUGGCGAAUGUGUAACUCUCAAAUGUCUGAGGUUAAAGAGUUAACCCCAGAGUUCUUCGCUAGUGACGGGUCUUUUUUACGGAACAGAAAUGGCUACACUUUGGGGAAGCGACAUGACCAACAAGCGGUGAAUGACGUGCAACUACCCAAGUGGGCAAAUACACCGGAGGAGUUUAUCCGUAUCCAUCGUGCAGCGCUGGAGAGUGAGUACGUCUCGCGUCAUCUGCAUUUGUGGAUUGAUUUAAUCUUCGGCUACAAGCAGCGUGGACGAGCGUCACUGCAAGCGAACAAUGUGUUCUACUACUUGACGUACUAUGGAGUCGUGGAUCUGGAUAAAGUGGAAGACCCGUUUUUGAGGGAAUCCAUGGAGCUGCAGAUCGCUCACUUUGGUCAGUGCCCCAUGCAGCUCUUCGCUACUCCUCAUCCUACACGACAUGCUGCCUUUAGACGCAGUACUCUAGGGAUCCCAGCAGCACCAAGCAAGCCUGUGUCUGGACUUACAAGUCCUCCGGUUAGUGGCGGAUUCCCAGGCAAAGAGGGCUCUAGUGGACCAUCCAGUAAUAUCGCUCGACCGCUGUCACUAGCGUUCCAAGACUUCUCACCGAUAGCACAGGAAAAACGUCGACACUGGAGCCCUGUGGCGACUGUGAAGCCUAUUGCACAGAGCGGUAUCAGACUGCUGAAGAUCCUCCCCGAUCGCGUCGUUAGUGUCAAUGAACUUGGUGUCAUUGAAGUCUACUACUGGAAACUACUACCUAAGCCUGCACCGCAGCCUGUUCCAGACUCUGCGUCCCCGAAGAUGCCGUUGAACACAUUCGCUGCUGAUCCUAGUGACGGAAUGGACCUCGGAAGAGCCAGCUUCUCGUCUGUUACCGACUCCCAGCGUGAUAGUGAAGUGGAUACAUUGCUCAGUGAGCUAGCUGCGGUUAGUGACGAAGACGCAGUGAACGAUUGUCCCUGGUUACUGGAGAUUGUUCGGGACGAUUCCCCGUUCGACUACGUGCCACGGAUCCCUGUGUUCGACCCCGUUCACAUUGACGAUGAAUGUCGAAAUCUACACAGAUAUGCGCGUGGAUUCCCUGUCGCUAUCUCUCGUAAUGGACGUGUACUGGUAUCUGGAGGAGCUCGCAGUGGCGCGCUGCACUUCCGGUUGCUGGAUCUGGACAAUGGACACGUGAUUGGUAAGGCUAGCGUAGUAGGACACAGCGCUGCAGUCACGUGUCUGAGCUUGGAUCGCUGGAGUUAUCACAGUCACAGUCAAAUUGGCGUCUCGACCUCGCAAGAAGAUGAGGAGCUGCUCGUCUCCGGGUCUCAAGACGGGACUCUUGCACUCUGGCAGCUCUCGCGUGUCAAGCCCGAUAUGCUGUUUCGAUUGCCUCGAGUAUCACCGCGUCCAAUCGAGAUCUUACGUGGACAUGCCAAGCCUAUAGUGGACUGCUGCGUGAGUACAUAUUUGGGGGUUGUUGCGUCAUGCACACAUUCUGUUGGGAUGGUACAUUUCCUGUACGAUGAAGGACAAGUGGCAUUCGUGCUUGAACCUGCAGACAAAGAAGGCGAACUGGUGCGCGUCAGACUGUCAGUUAAGGGAUACGUUAUCGCUAUCACAAGUGUUACGCGAAUUGUAACAGAAAACGUCGUGAUCUCCAGUAUCGUCCAGAUCUUCAACUUGUCUGGAACGUUGAUCCAGUCGCAUCAUCUUCCGUCCGAGGAGAUCUCGGACGUACAGGUAUCAGCUGAAGGAGACUUGAUCUUCCUCACACUACUGCCCGGUAUCAUCCGUAUCUGCCGCAUCGAAGACUUUGUGACAGUUCAAGAGUAUAUUUCACCCACUCCGACUGGGUCAAUGAUCUCUGCGAUGUGCUUUGGUCCUAAGGAGGCGGUGAUCCUGCUAGCGUCUGGCCACGAAGACGGCACGUUGUCGCUUCAGCUGCUUCCGGACGCUAGCGGCUCCGUGUCAUUUCUGGCCAAUGUACGACGGCUACUCGGUGUUUCGUCCAAGCUCAAGCGCGUUAAAGGCACCGUACAACACGCCCAGACACUCGCUAUGUCCACUCUGGACAACGCCAAAGCCGUCACCAGUACAGCACGUGAUAUCGCUGGCGAAGCGCUUGGUGAAGCCAAGGUCAUGAUGCGUGGACUCUUUUCGUACUUACAGAAAGGGUAACUUCAAAUGUAGCCAAUUGAUUUUGCACACGUUGUUCACGUCAUCAACGUCUCUACCGG